CUAUUGAAUCAAGGAGAUAUACUCGUUUUUUCGAUUACUAUCGUUAACAUAGUCGCCAUUUGAGCCGUUCUGAGCCACUGGAUUACAAUUCCAUUCACUAGUAGGAGAUUGUAUGUAGAGUUUCAUGUGCGCUCAUGGGCAAUUUAUCUAUGAUUUUCUAUGAGCAAACAAAUGCUGAAGUGACAACAGGACGUCGAAAAUAAUAGGCGUACGAUAGCUGCGAGGAAACAAUAUUUUAUAGAUUCAAAAUGGCGCACAAUACUGAAGAACUUAUCAACAAAAUAGGCAGCUUUGGCAGGUACCAGGUACGACUUUUCCUUGUAGCGUCAUUUAUGGUGUUUAUUACCACCAAUGUAUUGAUGGUGAUGACAUUCAGCACAGCCGAGCCUCCUUGGAGAUGCACUGCUAACGCUACGUCCUGUAAACUGAACGGAACCUUUAAACCAGGUGACAAGAACUAUGAAUAUCGAUGCGAUAUUCCACGCAGUGACUGGGAAUUUGCAGUGGACGGAAACUUUGAUUCUAUUGUUACCGAGUGGGAUCUCGUUUGUAAAACGUCGACAUACGUCAGCCAUGUCAACUCAUUAGCCUUCCUAUUCUGGAUGUUAGGAAGUAUUGUUGGAAGUAUUCUCAGCGACAAAGUGGGGCGAAAGAAAGUCACUUUUCCAUUCUUCAUGAUCGUGGCGGUCAGUGGUUUAAUUUCGGCAAUCGCCAAACAUUACUGGGUUUUUGCUGUGUUUAGAAGUCUCGUGGGAAUUGGAUUAGGUGGCGCAGGUACAACUGCGUUCGUUCUGGUGCUGGAAUACGUGGGUGCACGGCAUCGUGGUGCUGUGGGCAUCGGCAUAUGGUUCGCCUUUGUAUUUGCGAUGUGUUUUUUAGCGUUAAUAGCAUACUUACUACCUGCAUGGAGACUGCUGACCAUCGUCACUAGUGCACCAGGGCUCAUUGGGUUUGUCUUUUGGUGGUUCACCCCAGAAUCUCUUCGAUGGCUGCUCAUGAAAGGCAAAUCAACCGAAGCCAAAAAGACGCUUCAAAAAGCUGCUAGUGUCAAUGGUAAACUGCUGGUCGAUGAGGACUUUAUGUUGAUUCAAGAAGACAACGACGAAAGAAACAUAAAACUUGGUCAUAUCGGAGAUCUUUUUACAUCUCGAUUAGUGGCAUAUCGGACGCUUGUAUCGUGGUAUUGUUGGUGUGUUUGUGGCAUGGUAUACUAUGGAAUAUCACUGAGUACUCCAGGAAUUGGCGGCAAUAUGUACUUAAAUUUCUUUAUUUCUGCUGUAUGUGAGUGUGUUGGUAUGAUCAUUGGCAUCUUUUGUCUAGACAAAUUUGGAAGAAAGAAGUCUAUAGCUGCUAGUCUGUGGAUUGGAGGAGUUGCUAUGGUUGCUGCUGCUCUGUUGAGCUACUACGACGACGGCAGUGACGGUUAUUUGGCCGGUAAAAUCCUCAUGACGAUGGUCAUUGGAAAGUUCUUUAUCACAAUCGCGUUUGAUGGCAUAUUUGUGCAUACAUCGGAACUUUUCCCAACAGUUAUUAGGAAUACAGCUCUUGGUACGUCGUCAUCAUCAGCUCGUAUUGGUUCUGCUGCUUCACCUUACAUCGUAUACUCGCAAAGAGUUCAUCCUCUAAUGCCAUUUGGUAUCAUGGCUAUCAAUGCUUUGAUCAGCGGUAUUCUUUUCCUGAGUCUACCAGAGACAUUAAACAGGGUGAUGCCAGACACUGUAAAUCAAAACACUAGUGCGUGUACGGAAAGCCCUGACGGCGGUAAAGAUGUCAAUGAUGACAAAAUAGGGACGGAUUUAUAGAAAAAUCGACCUAAAACAUUUUGAUUCAUCAUUGAGUUUCAGUAGCGGAUCUAGUAUUAUGGGGGUGUAGGGAUUAAUGCGCCUCGUCUUUGGUUAUGCGGUAUUUAAAGAAGAGUAUGUUAAUAGCAUAGUGGUUUUUAUUCUCAUUCUCACUUGUUGGCUUGUUAAAUGGUAUAUUGACGAUAUCUUUAUUAUUCAUCUCUUUACAUUUGAUUUUACAUAAAAAAUGAAUGUCAUUCA
Exaiptasia diaphana is the source of this 2042-nucleotide messenger RNA. Its product is annotated as organic cation/carnitine transporter 4. Gene Ontology annotation, biological process: transmembrane transport. The transcript has 10 exons. The record is from RefSeq and is a predicted model, not a curated record. Gene Ontology annotation, cellular component: membrane. Gene Ontology annotation, molecular function: transmembrane transporter activity. Lineage: Eukaryota; Metazoa; Cnidaria; Anthozoa; Actiniaria; Aiptasiidae. The coding region runs from base 249 to 1802 and encodes 517 amino acids.